Micropterus salmoides (largemouth bass) is the source of this 7719-nucleotide messenger RNA. It is a transcript of the gene znrf3, whose product is annotated as zinc and ring finger 3. Lineage: Eukaryota; Metazoa; Chordata; Actinopteri; Centrarchiformes; Centrarchidae. Gene Ontology annotation, biological process: Wnt receptor catabolic process; negative regulation of canonical Wnt signaling pathway; ubiquitin-dependent protein catabolic process. Gene Ontology annotation, molecular function: frizzled binding; ubiquitin protein ligase activity. The transcript has 8 exons. The record is from RefSeq and is a predicted model, not a curated record. Bases 3651 to 5831 code for a protein of 726 amino acids.
CAGAUGCAUCCUUUGGGACUUUGUAAUAAUAAUGAUGAGGAGGACUUAUAUGAGUAUGGCUGGGUCGGAGUGGUGAAGCUGGAGCAACCAGAGCUGGACCCCAGUUGUCUCACUGUGCUGGGAAAGGCUCUCAUGACAUCAGCCCCCAACCGUGGGAGGAAGGACAGAGACGCGGAGUGGUGGCAGAUGGAGAGAGGAGUGGGAGUUAGAGGACAGAGGGAAGGGAAAGAAGUUGGGGGUUUGGAUUCUCAAGGAGAUGACGAAGGCAAAUGUGUCUGGUUUGGUAAGUGGGUGGCUGGGAUUUGUGUCUCACUUGGUACAACUAUUUUUUUUUUUGUACGCACAUAAGCCGAAAAAUGCGACCCAUCCUCCCACACAGCCCUCCAGCUUGUGUAAAGCAAGCCUCUUGGCUGGCAUAGCAUGUAAAACUCCCUGGUAUGUGCUUGUUGUGUGUGGCCUGGCACUGCCCUUAACCAUCUCGUCUCUGAACCACAAUCAGUUCCACCUUAAACACCAGCCAAAGACAACAUUUCAUCGCAGCUGAGCGCAACUGGCCCAAGACUGGCCGCUACAAAGCACUUAAAAAUAACUGGAGCAACAAGAAAAGUAUCAAGAUCUUUAUUGACAUAUCCUCCCAGAAAUAAAGCUAGCUGCUUUAAAGUUUUUGCCAGAGGCACACAACCAUAAAAAGUGUAUCCUGUGUGGGAAGCCCUGUCUUUGACACACAUGCAAACACAAUACUAAAACCACAGUUGCCAUGGAACAAUGUGAUGGGGCAGAGCAGUGUGUCUAUGGGUUUUUUUUUUUCUACCGUGGCCCUCAAGUUGGCACUAUGAGACCACGGGCCAGAGCAAACAGCUGCUGUGUCUUAGCGCUAAGUGGCUUUUGGACUCUAACCAUGUCUGGCAUCUCAGCCAGAGCUGCAGAGAGGUGUGUGUGUGUGUGUGUGUGUGUGUGUGCGGGGGGGUGAUUGGGAUAUAGAAAGUACACGAGAGCUACAAGGACUGUGUGUGUGUGCGUCUGAAGAAAAGAGAGACCUGCAUUAAAAGAAAGAAAUGGCAACAGACAGAUUAGUGUGAUAUUGUGGGCGACUGGCUUCGAGCCUGCGGCCAGGUUAGCUGUCCUACACACUCAGGUGUGUGCUAGAGGUCGACCUGAGGCCACGGCAAUGCCAGUAGGGUGUCAAGCCGCAGGGCUUGUUGUAAAGAGGCUUCAAUGCUGGAUUGAACUGGCUGCAGUCUGACCUUGUUUUCAGACCACUUCCAAGCGUGUUGGCCUUCAUGGACAGGAAUACUGUCUGAUCAGUGGGUGUAUUUGUUGAUGUGGGUAUGUGCAGGCAUUAGCUCAUCCACUGUUUAUCAGUCGGGAUAAGCAGAACUAGAAGGCUGGCAGAUCAGCUUGUGUUUUGCUGCAGACGACUAUAUGACUCACCGUGUCUCUCUCAUCACUCUCUUCUCACUCCUUUUUACUUUUUCAUGCCUUCCCCAUCUGUCUCUGCCAAGACCUUAGUGAAGCAGAGAGCCUUGAUAACAGAAAGUAAGAAAAUUGCUGUAGUUUUACACGCUGUAGUCUCCAGAGUGUUUUGUUAAAUUGCAGAGAAGCCACAAUAGUGAUUGAUUUACAACAGCCGCUUUUGUCCUGUAGAGAUGAAGCUUGUUGGGGGGUUUUUUUCUCAGAGUUUUUAAAAGAAAUCUUUUCAUAGUGAGCCAGAAAUAUGCAGGAUAUUGAUGAUACAAAUGUUCCCUGUGCCUGUGCUAAAAAUGAUGGGGCUUACUUCCUUUCAGUUGAGCACGGCAAAUUGAAAGUCAAUUUUCGGGUGUUUAAAUCAAAGCAUCUAACACUGGCAGCUGAAGCAUGAAGUAUAAUGGAGGCUAAUGUUAUAGUAACUUCAUAAACUUCUCUGCCUUGUCAGAUGUAGCAAGUUGAUGUAGUUUUCAUCAAACUUUUACUUGAGUUACAUUUGUUUAGCAAUGUGCCUUUCUGAAAUUGAAAGAUGUGCUUUUUGUCAAAUUCAAGGGUUCUAGAAAAAACUUUCUCCUUAUUUCCCACAUUUAAUUUUUGCCACAAAAGCAUGAAAAAAGUUAUAGGCACUCCUAGUUCUCAAAUAUUUCACAUGAUUUAAAUUUCAUUCAAUUUCAACUCAAUUAAGUAACAAAUAAUUGCAUUCACAAUUCACAGGAAUCAAAUCAAGUAGUCAAAAAAAAUGAAAGAAGUCACAGGACCAAAUCAAACUUAAGCAGUGAGCAGUCUAGCUACCCUUGCGGUGUGAAGGGGUAAAAUGCACAGGCUAACUCUUCAGCUUCCUCUCCACCUGCCCCUUGCCCCAAACACCCUGAACAAACACUUUCAAAAUGCCGCAGCAUGGAGGGAGGGAUAGAAAGAAAAAAAAAAAAUUAAGAGAGGAGGAGCAGCAGGGAGACGAGAGGGGGGAGGGGGGAAGCACAGUGCACUCAGGGGCCUGCCUCUUGGGCUCUCCUUUCAUGUUUGUGUACGCCUCAACUUGCUGAUAUUAUCUUGGCCGCUCUUCUUGGCGGGGUGUCGGGAGAGGUUUCCACUGUGACCAGGAAGGGGCCUCUCUCGCUUUCUGUUUCUUUAUGUCUCUCUGCCUCUCUCCACCCCUCUCUCUCUGGCUGUGUUGGGACCCCCCCCCCCCCCCCUCCACAAGUCCCUCUCUUAAAUUCCUAAAUCACCGCUUCACCAUGUUUCACAGCGCUUGGAGGCGCCCAGGAUCCCACUGCGCUCGUUUCCAUGGUCACUGGGAAGCUUCUUGUGUCAUGUGGCUCAAAGUGAGCCGUCCCUGGGCCGAAUUACCCAGCUUUCAAUGGGAGGCCAAAUGACCAUUAUUAGACUUCACAGCUCAGGCCCCUAUUUAAAGAGAGAAGAAAGGAGCCAUGGGGACUUAAGAUGAGAGAGAGAUGGAGGGAGAGAGAGAUGGGGUGAAUGGAGAAAAAGGGAGAAGAAGAGAGGAGGGGAAACGAGAGGAAUGAGAAGAAAGUGCACUUGGCACCUCUCUGGAGAUGUUUCUUUAAAUUUUCCCCCACCCUUACAUUGAUUUUUGUCCUUAAUCGCAAUUGGUAUUUGAAAGUCACGAGUAAAGCCCUCCUGUCUGUCAAACAGCGCCCAGAGAAGACAGGGCGGCGCGGCGCUGGAUCAAAAGAUGAGCUGUGGAAAAAGUAAAUCUUAGAAAAGAUAGGACCAGACAUCCACCCACGUCAACCAAAAGCCCUGUCUUUUCUCUCUUCAUCUCUGUCUAAGCCUGUUGCUUUGUAGGGGAAUCUGUGUGUGUGUGUGUGUGUGUGAGAAUCCUUGUGUCCUGCGCCUUGCUGUGUAUGUCAGGAACAUGUUGUCUUUAAGGCUCGGGCCACAGCCUGGCACGGAAGCUGGAAACUGAAGCCUUCUGGUCCCCACACAGCUCAUCUGAUGCCUCUUCCCACUAAAGCCUGUAUGAUUCCUCUACUGGAGGGACGAUGACAUUGGAGCUGCCCAGGCUCUGAGACAGUGAGGCGAAGAGAGCAGUGCAGCGUGGAGCCACAGCCGUCAUCUUUGAUGUGUCAGAGAAUCCGGAUGCCAUCGACCAGCUCAACCAGGUUGCAGAGGAUCCUCUGAAACGGCCGGUGGUUUACGUGAAGGGCAAUGACGCUGUGAAGUUGAUGAACAUCGUCAACAAGCAGAAAGUUGCUCGCGCUCGAAUUCAACACCGACCACCGAGGCAGCCCACAGAAUAUUUUGACAUGGGCAUCUUCCUGGCUUUCUUCGUGGUUGUGUCGCUGGUUUGCCUCAUUCUGCUCAUCAAGAUCAAACUCAAGCAAAGGAGAAGCCAGAGCUCCAUGAAUAGAAUGGCCAUCCAAGCCUUGGAAAAGAUGGAGACAAGAAAGUUCAAGGCCAAAGGAAAGGGCCAGCGCGAGAGCAGCUGUGGAACCUCCGAUUCACUGAGCAGCAGCUCCACCUCGGACUGUGCCAUCUGUCUGGAGAAGUACAUUGAUGGGGAGGAGCUGCGGGUUAUCCCCUGUGCUCACAGAUUUCAUAAGAAAUGCGUCGACCCAUGGCUGCUCCAGCAUCACACCUGUCCCCACUGUCGACACAACAUCAUUGAGCAAAAGAAGGGAAAUCCAGGACCAGCAUGUAUGGACCCUGGCAACCCAGUCCACGGCCGGCAGCGGGUGGUGCUGCCGGUCCAUUAUCCGGGUAGGGUGCACCGUGCUGGCCAGGUGACAGCCUACCCAACCAGAACCAGCAUGGACCCCCACGGUAACCCAAUCACCGUGCUCACUGUGGACCAGCACUCCGAUCCUCAAGGUCUCUACCCACCCCAAUCAACAUCUGCCUUUCUCCGGAGCUACCACCCCACCCUUCAUCUGGACCACUCACUCAACCCCCACCACUGUGGACUAGAGCACAGAGGACCCCCCGCCUACCCAGCACAGCCACAUCAUGCUGCUUUUAAACGACCAAAGUUCCAUGGUCGCAACUUUUCGAGAGCGGCCUGCUUCUCGCAGUACGAAACUAUGUACCAGCACUACUAUUUUCAGGGGUUGACUUUUCCUCAACAGCCCGAGGGGGGCCAAGGGGCCGCUAUGGCAGGGCAGCUUGGUGGAGGGGCCCACAAAGGCCACCACAGCAGGGCCUUUCAGCAGGGGCUGUUAUACCCCACAGUCGUACACAUGGCACCUGCCUCUUCUUCAAGGAUAGGUGAUACAGGCAGCACUUCUGGCCUUAGCUGUUAUCAUGGCCACCGCUCAGUGUGCAGUGGUUACCUUGCUGACUGCCCUGGUAGUGACAGCAGCAGCAGCAGCUCAGGCCAGUGCCACUGUUCCUCCAGUGACUCCAUGUUGGACUGUACUGAGGUCAGCAACCAAGGGGUGUACGGUAGCUGCUCUACUUUCCGCAGCUCGCUGAGCAGCGACUAUGAUCCGUACGUCUACCGCAGCAAGAGUCCAUGUAGGGGCUCCACAGGUGAAGCAGGGGCUGCGGCUUGCACCACAGUUCCUGCCGAGGACUCAUCAUCCACUGCUCCCCUGGGACAUGACUGCCUCCAGCUCCCUCCUGGAGCUUCGGGGUAUAACUCGGGUGACCACCUCUCCAACUGUAGUUUGGAGCCCAACUACAGCAGUCGCUCAUCACUGGAACCCAGGGAGAACAGCAACACUAGCACUACCUCAGCCGGGGCUCCAGAGGCUACCGGAGCAGACAGGGGAAAAGGGGAGCAGGAGGAGUCGGGGGAGCUUGGGGCUGCAGCCUGUAGUUGCUGCUUUGAGGUGCUUCCUCCAAAUGUGGAGUGCAAAGGGCAAGACUCGGACCAAGCUGGGCCUCUGGCUACAGGACACUUUCACAGGGGAGUGGACUUUCAGAACUCCAAGAACUACUUUGCUCCUGAGCACAUGUGCCCUUCCUCAGAGCAGGUGAGCUACGAAGGGCUGCCCUGCUGCUUCUACAAAGAGAUGAAGGUCCACAGGGCCACAGCAGGGCGUUACACCGAGGACUACGCUGUCAAUGUGCAGUAUGCCCAUGCAGACUCCGAUGCCUGCUCUGGACAGGGCUGCUGCGAACUCAACCAGAGAAUACCCAUAAUUCCUGAGGACACAGAUUAUGAAUUGGGAACAGGGGCAGAGACCCAGAGCAGUUUAUUGCCCAUCAGUGUCACAGUGGAGGCAGAGGUGCGGACAGGGGAGCGACAUGAGCACAGGGAGGGGUACUUCACCUCGGGACAGUUUAGAGGUCAGCCAUACCCUCAGGAGGAGGAGACUAGGGCUUUGUUCCAACCUCAGCUCUCUGCAGGUCGCACUGCACUGGGAAGCAGUACUUCAACAAAUGAGGGAGGUCUGGGUGUAUGAACUUGAGCCCAGAGAGAAGGAACUCAAAAGUAUGUAUUUGGUACCGUAUCAGUCAGUAAGUCAAUCAUUGAAACCCUCAGCUGCCUUGUUCUAACCUUGCUCUCUGAGCGCUGAAUGUUAUCAUCUUCGAUUGUGUGGAUUUCUACUGAAAUGGCCCGUCAUUUCUAGAUAUACAGUGUAUCAAGUUCAUUCCUGUGGCCACAAACUUCUCAGCACCAAACUGUGUUACCACAGCACUGAGACAAAGUGAUACUACAAAUGAGGAGGAAGGUUGUUAAGUGAAACUAGAAGUAGCUUGGUAUUGGCAUCUAUUUGCUGCCAUCUAGGGUUAGGCCCCUUCAGCACCAGGUAAUCCGGGUCCAUGUCUUGUGAGAUUUUUUUUUCCAGAUUUUGUCAAGAACAGGACAUCUAGACUCCGUUUUUUUGUGCAAGAUCUAAAAAUCAUUUUUCUUUACAAAAAAAAAAAAAGUACACUCUUAAUUCAAACAUCUGCAUUUACAUGUGCAUACAUGAACACUGACUGCCUAUAAAACUUCAACCACCAACUCAAAUAGGUUGUACGGACAUAGCUAUACCAAAACAGAAAGACAUGAUUGUUUUGUGUUUUUUUCUUUCAAACUUUUUUUUUCAAGAGCAGGGAAAUGGGUCUAAGUGUCUGUGACCCACACAUUUCUCUGAGGAGAAGAAGCUAUAUAAUACAGAAAAUGCAUAAAAAUGUGAAUGCAAGGCUGACACUGGUCUCUAUUCAAUUAAAUACAGAAUUUGUUUUAUGCAUUGCAUUUCUGUCCAGUAGUGGCCUACCUGUAUGAGAUGUGCCGGAGCAACAUGAAAGCCUUAUGCUGGUAAGCUAUUUGUAGCAAUAUCUAAAGACACUGCACCACUUUUAGUCAAACUCCAGACUAGAGUGACAGUGUCUCGGGGGUCAGUAGAUUUCUUCAAAAGUAGAGUGUAGCACUCUACCUCUUGUUUGGAAGCCCUUAAAGUGUAUUUUUGCUGUCACUUACCCAAUUUCCUCAAUGAGGCGCACGCUCUAAUAAAUAUCUAUAAAAAGUUUUAGCAUCUAUCAAAAGGCCAAAGGAAAGUAGCUGGAAAAAACUCAUAUUUCACAAGGGUUCCUUAUUGUACUGUGACUAUUAUUAUUAUUUUUUUUUAUAAAUGAUGCAGUUAUACAUACCACAGUAUCCGUUCGAAUCAUAUCGUGCCAUGCAUAAUUCAUACCUGCGAUAUCGAUGCUUGUCAUUCAUACCUUUCUGUUUGUCCUGCAGACUGUUUUUAUACUGUUUCUAUGAAAUAUACACAUUCUCUACACAGAGGAAAACUUUCUGAAAUAACCCUAUUUAUAAGUUAACCCAGUGCUGUAAUCAAGUGAGAAUCUAAUCUUGCCUUUUGCAUAGAGAUAUGUACCUACUGCAAAUAUAACAUUUUGGGGUACUUGAGUCACUAUUUAAUUUUUGUUCUUGUUUCUAGCACUUAAGAAGAUUAAAAUGUGUACAAAAUUAAUAUUUUUUAAUUUUUUAAGAAUAUAAUUAUUUUCUGUCAUUACCAUUACAAAUGUUUUUAAAAAAGGCUAGAAAUCAAUCUGUGUAUAUUUCUGUACCUGUAUAGCAAACACAUUUCACAAAUGGAAAUAUGUUCUCUGAAUAUUUAUUUACUAAUAUAUUUAUCUUUAAGCCAUGUCUUAUGUUCAGAGUGUAUGAACGUUUGAGUUAUUUGGUUGCUUUUUAUUUGAGAAAAAUCACUAACAUGAGACUUUGUAUAUACAUGGUAAUUGCACACAAGACGAUUAAAUCUUCUCUGACCAAAAAACUGAUUUUAAAACUUUAGUAUCAUACAGUUUUGUAAUUAAAGUGUACAAAGAUCUGUAAAAUAUACAGUUUUAUUCAAGUAA